GCGGGUGAGACGCUUGGCCACUUUUCUUGUAAAGCCGCUGACUCCUGCCGCGGGAGUGAUUCCUCGGCCUCAAGAGCGAUGAACGAGGCCGCGGAUGUGGACAUGGAGACACGGCCGUGGAAGGCGUUGAAGUCUUCGGCGCUCAGUAGCGCCAAAAGUAGCGGCCUGCGCGCGGCCCGGCCCGACUUGAACCGAUAUUCAAGCGUGGCUGCGCCCUACGGCCCGGCCGACCCCGUGGCCAGCACGUACUUUCAAGUCGUAAUCAGCAAGGCCAAGGCUCCUAUCGUCUGUGGCGACGCCGGACCCGUCAAGGGCAAGGCUAUCUACGCCGAUCGAGACCUGCCUAAGGCCACUCGCAUCUGGACUGAGUCGCCCCUCGUGGCCAUGCAGCACGAGAUCAACCGCGGCCUGCUACCAUGCUGCCAGUUCUGCUACCUGCCGCUGCUUGACGACGCCCAGGAUCAGUGGCGCGACAUCGUCACGCGCUACAACACACAAGUGUCCGCUAAAGCGACAGCAAAACCGGCCGGUCCAGUCAGACAGCAACAAGAUCCGGCCAAGCAAGGCCGCUCGUCUGGCGUGGUAGAUGAUGACGCACUCGAGAAGGUGCUGAAGCUGCUCCGCAUCACGCCACAGAGUUGCGGCAUGGCCGGCCCGGGGGCCAAAUGCUCGUGCGGUGAGCUGUACUGCUCCAAACUGUGUCGUAUGCGCGCCUUUCACGAAUACCAUGCCAUCCUGUGUCCUCGAAACGAUCCAUGCUCGGCCAUGGGCGAGUUCCUUAAGCACACACUGCACACAAACGACAUUUUCCUACUCGCUGCAAAGGUCAUCGCCCGCGUACUGUCACGAUAUAUAGUGUGGCGAGAUAUCGUCAAGGCUCGUGAACCCAUCGAUAUGUUCUUCAAGAAACCGUGGUGGGAAGUGGUGGAGGUAGAACACGACGACUUUGUCGCACUACCGAGCAACGGAGAGAGUGGCAGUGACCAUACAAGUAACGACAGCGGAGUGAGUAGCAAUAACGAGGACAGGUCGCCCAGCGAUGUCAAAGAUAUCGACGAAGAAGAGAAAGCGGAAGCAAACGACGGUCGUCCUACACAGCAGACGGAAGAGGAGCACGCACACUGGACGAGUGGGUCCUCCAAGGCGCAGUGUUUACAGGAAGUGAUGACUAUGACGCACCAGCUGUUGAUCGAUGCACUGGAGUGCAAUCUCGUGCGUCUGGAACGGGAAGGCCAGCUUCGAGGCGUGACUGUGGAGGAAAUCUGGCGCUGCUGUUCCAGUGUGCUAAGUUUCGAGUUCUUCACGGCCCAGAUCGGUCUUUUCGAGAUGAAUAACAUCAGUAUGGAGGUGGAUCAUCCGUUCCACGCCUUCAUCGAUAUCCUGGACCCAGAUGUGCAAAGCGACUUGGCAGCAGGCGAUCCGGAGCACAGUGACGGACAGAUUAGUCCGAGAUUACAGCCACAACUUACAACGGAGGACCAAGCGCUUCUCGGUAGUUUGCGACCCCAACUGCACGGUCAUGUAUACAAAGAACGGCGACGGCCACGUCGUAGCAAUCCGAGAUAUCGAAAAGGGCGAGGAGCUGUGCAUCUGCUACAUCGAUGUCGACAUGGACGUGCAAAUGCGCGAGAGUAA
This is a messenger RNA of Phytophthora infestans T30-4, 1635 nucleotides long. RefSeq lists its product as uncharacterized. NCBI's taxonomy places the organism in Eukaryota, Oomycota, Peronosporomycetes, Peronosporales, Peronosporaceae. The transcript is spliced from 3 exons. Bases 79 to 1635 code for a protein of 518 amino acids. Gene Ontology annotation, molecular function: methyltransferase activity. The record is from RefSeq and is a predicted model, not a curated record.